Molecule: messenger RNA, 2802 nt
Organism: Neohortaea acidophila
Lineage: Eukaryota; Fungi; Ascomycota; Dothideomycetes; Mycosphaerellales; Teratosphaeriaceae
Product: SIT4 phosphatase-associated protein-domain-containing protein
Exons: 2
Coding region: 1-2802 (933 amino acids)
Cellular component (GO): cytosol; nucleus
Molecular function (GO): protein phosphatase binding; protein phosphatase regulator activity
Source: RefSeq, a predicted model, not a curated record
AUGUUCUGGCGAUUCGGCGGAUAUGGCAACCUAUCCACCCUCGGCGCCAUCCUCGACAAGCCCGAUGUCACCACCGAGGAGCUGCUGGACGAGAGCGAUUUGAUUCAAGAGCUGAAGCAGCAGAAUGGCAAGCUGAUUGAAUUUCUCCGGGAAGAGUCGGUCCUGAAAAAACUCCUCAAAUAUGUCAUCUCCGACGAACCCCCGGAGAGUCCGACUCCCAAGGACAAACCCGACUCACCCAAGCCGGAAGAGAAGGAGACUUAUUCGUUCUUCGGCAAGGGCAAAGGCCGGUCAAGAGACAGCAAAUCCAUCAACAAGAAAGAUGACGAAGGAGAGACAGAGCAGGAAGCUCAGGAGGCGAAACGAAAGAAGUAUGCGUAUGUGUCUUGUGAAGUGCUGUCCUCCGAGGUUUGGUCCAUCGCGGAAGCCAUCCUCGACCAACCCGAUAGCCUGCGCGAGUUCUGGCAGUAUAUGCACCGUCCCGCACCUCUCGACCCUCUACAAGCCGGCUAUUUCACCAAGGUCAACGAGGCUUUGCUGGACAAGAAGACUGCAGAGAUGCUCACUUUCUUCAAGUCGCUGGAUGGCAUCCUACCCGCCAUGCUACAACAUGUCGACUGCCCCAUGGUGAUGGAUCUCUUGCUGAAGGUCAUCUCCCUCGAAAAACACGAAGGAGGCGCAGGCAUUGUCGACUGGUUGCAGCAGCAGGAUCUCAUUCCCCUCCUCCUCGGCUACUUGUCUCCCGAACACACUUCCGCCACCCAGACAUCUGCAGGCGACUUCCUCAAGGCCAUCAUUACAAUCUCCGCAAACGCUACCACUCAGGAUCAAUCCGUAAUUGGACCAAACGAACUGACCCGUCAGCUUGUCUCGGAGGAGUGUGUCACGAGAUUGAUCGAGAAUAUGCUCCGAGGCGGCAAUCCGCUCACAGUUGGCGUCGGCAUCAUCAUCGAAGUCAUUCGCAAGAACAACUCCGACUAUGAUCUCGAUGGCCAGAUCGGACCUGAACCCAAAACCUCUGAUCCCAUCUAUUUGGGCACGCUCUUGCGACAAUUCGCAAGCCACGUACCGGAUUUCACGAAACUCAUUCGCUCGCCGUCGGCCAAGAGACCUGACCUCAAAGUCGCCUUCAAUGGUAGGAUUGAACCACUUGGAUUCGAUCGGUUUAAGACUUGCGAGCUCAUGGCCGAGUUGCUGCACUGUAGCAACAUGGGUUUGCUGAACGAACGUGGGGCUGAGGAGGAGGUGAGAAAGAGGGAUGCGGAACGACACAGGCUGAAAGCCGAAGGAAAACUCGGCACACCGAAAGCGUCUGCGAGUCCCAGCCUGGAAAACAGUCAUGACGGAUUCAGCAGCUCGGUCGACUCGCACGGCUUCCACCAUGCUGAGCGACCGACAGACGAUGAGAUGGACGAGAAGGCAUCCGGCGCAAAGACGCUGGACGGGCAGAACACGACCGAUGAAGACGGGUUUGAGAAGGUGAACGCGCCUUCGACGGAUGAGCUGCCGGAUGAGGUGAAUUUCUCCGACAUCGAGGAGAAAGCAGAGCCUCCCAAAUCACCGACCUCCCCCAAACGUGCAACACCGCCUCCUACAAGCCCCAAGAGUGAAGCGUCCAAGCCGGCGCCUCUUUCGCCCCGCAAACAAAACCCACUGCAUUUCGACCCUCCACCCACCCACGCCAUCGAUUCCCCCACCACGGCUGGAGUCACCGACGAGAUCAAUAAGCUUGGUGUCGACGAGGACACGGUGAUGACGGAAUACGGCGAGGAUCCGAUCGACAAUGACGACGAUGGACCUUCGGAACUGGAGAGAGAGCUCGCGAAGCAUUCAGCGGAUACCCCGGCACCUCUCUUUGCACCCCGACAAAGCUCAUUAGGUGCUCCGCCGACUGCGAAUGAAGAGUCGGACGAUAUCGAUCAAAGCAUAGCGACUAUUCAAGGCGAGCAGCCCAAUGCACCAAAUGGUGAGCGAGCCCCGUAUGAGACGGAGGCGGAUGGCAGCCCUGUCGUGGGGGAUCUGCUAAAGAUUCAAUUCGUCGAACACCAAGUCGUGCCUACCAUACUUGACUUCUUCUUCCGCUUUCCAUGGAACAACUUCUUGCACAAUGUCGUCUACGAUGUUGUACAGCAGGUCUUUAAUGGAACGCUAGAUCGAGGAUACAAUCAGACUGUGGCGUUCGAUCUAUUCUCUCCCGUCGAAGCGAAGGAUGGUGAGACGCUACAAGACAUCGGUCUACAUUCGACCAAGGAUAUUACCGACCGAAUCCUCGACGGCCAACAAGCCUCCGAUGUUUCGCAAACAGAGAAGGGCAUGCGACUGGGGUACAUGGGCCACUUGACGCUGAUUGCCGAAGAGGUGUGCAAGUUUGGCAAUCGACAGCCGCCCGAAUGCUUGGACCAAGCCGUCUUCGAUCGCGUGAACCGAGACGAAUGGAUCCAAUACGUCGAGGGCCCGCUCGCGGAUACUCGGGACAAAGACAACGCCGUGCUUGGUGGUGUGCGACCUCAAGAUUCGAUGGGUGGCAGAUCAAUCGGACUGGGAGGCGGCCCCGGCUUCACGGCGAACACGGCCAGCACACUCGCUAACGCGGGCAUCGGCUCGGGCCUUGCAUCUCAGGAAGGAGGGCAGAGCUUUGAAAUCACCGGCGGCACCAUGCUAUCGGGGUUCGGGGACGAAGAGGACGAUGACGAUGACAUGGCGGAAGAGGGCUUGGUCAGGGAAGAGAGCAGGUUGCAUGGCAUUUCCGACGACGAACAGGUGGGUGAACUUUCCUUUGAUGUUGAUAUGGACUACCGGUGA